Anas platyrhynchos (mallard) is the source of this 4913-nucleotide messenger RNA. It is a transcript of the gene QRICH2, whose product is annotated as glutamine rich 2. The record is from RefSeq and is a predicted model, not a curated record. Lineage: Eukaryota; Metazoa; Chordata; Aves; Anseriformes; Anatidae.
AUUUAUGGUGGCUGCUGCUCUGUGAGUCCUUCUGCCCAGGUUUUUGCUGGAAGCAGGCUCAGGGGGCAGCCUGCAGCCUCCUCCCUGGAAGUGACCCUGUGCCUUGUAGGAUCCCGACCUGCCUCGGGGCUUUAAUCAGCCAUGGCGGCGCUGCCCCCCCCCAGCCUGGCCGAGCUGCUGGACGCGGCCAUCGGCACCCCCGAGCCGGGGGCCGUCAACUUCACGGCCCUACACAGCCUCCUGCGCGCCCUGCUGCAGCACCUGGGGCUGCUGCACCUCCCCGCGCCCACCCCACAACCCGCACCCACCCCACAACCCACCCCACAACCCGCCCCCCCCGGCGGGCAGCCCCCCCAGCCCACCCCGGGACCCCCGGGGGGCUCCGCAGCCCCCGCUGUGGGGCCGGAGAGGAGCGAAGCGAGGGAUGGGGACAGCACCCAGACCCCGUCUGUGCCCCGGGACCUCCUGGAGGCCAUCAGUGGGGUGAAGGCGGCGCAGUCCCGGAUGGAAAAGGACAUCUGUGGGAUCAAGGAGCUGCUGGGCCUGGCGGGCGAGCAGCAGCGGGGACCCCGCAGCGGGGCGACCCCGGAGAGCGAUGGGGAGGCUGCCGGGAGCCAGGCUGCAACCUCCGAGUCCUCCUCCGAGUCCCCCGAAUCGGGCGAGGAGGGCACCGAGCGCGGGGGGACCCCCGGGGGGACGCAGCCAGCGCCCGGCACCGGCGAGGGGACAUUGGGGACACGGCCCCGCACCAUGGGGACGCGAGCGGGGACGCGGAGAGCAUCGGUGGUCUCCUGGAGCCAGGCAGGAGCUGCCCCCGACCCCAUGGGGACGGCUGCUGCCGGUGCCACCGCCCCGGGGACGCAGCCGGGGGGCCCUGGCACCCAGACCCCCACCCUGGGAGCUCAGCCAGGGUCCCCCGGCACCCAAAUUUCCACCCUGGGGGCACAGCCGGGGGGUCCUGGCACCCAAAUCACCCCCCAGGGGGCACAGCCAGGGUCCCCCGGCACCCCCGGCACCGGCCUGGAGUCCCCUGGCACCCAUGGGACCACCCGAGGGACACAGUGGGAGUCCCCUGGAGCCCAUGAGACCCCCCCAGGGAUGCAGCCAGGGACCCCCGGCACCCACGGGACCCCCCCAGGGACGCAGCUGGGGUCCCCCCGCACCCUGCCCACCGGCACGGGGACACAGCCAGCAGCUCCCUGGCCCCAAGGAGAAGGAAGAGGAGAAAGAGGAGGAGGAGGAGGAGGAGGAGGGGGGGUCCAGCCGAGCCCCCCCAGCACAGCCCCCGGCCUCCCUGGCGCUGAACCCACCCCGGGUGCUUGGGGGACAGGGGUGGGCGCCGAGCCCCCCCCGGCUGCCCAGCCCCUGUCACCCACCGCUUGGGGACCCCAAAUGCCCCCCGAUGCCAGCCCCACGGGUCCCGUGCCGGGGCUGGCCGAGGCCCUGCAGCAGGUUGCCCAGCUCGGCCACCUCUGUGCCACCCUGCAGGGCCAGGUGGCCCAGCUGGAGGCCACCAAGUCGGACCGCGCCGAGCUCCAGGAGCUGCGUCUGCUCCUCCCGGAGGGAGACCAGGAGAGCAUCGCCACGCUGCUGGCCGACCUCCGGGGCCGCGUGGGCUCCCUGCAGGGCCAGGGGGAGAAGAUCAAGCAGCUUCAGGAGGCCCUCAGAGAGCUGGGGUCGGCUGGAGGAGCGGAGAAACCUGGUGACAGCUCGGGGUCCCUGCUGCAGGAGCUGAGGAGGGAGCUGAGGGAGCUGCGGGAGCAGCAGGACGCGGCCAAAACCACGCUGGAGCAGCUGGUGGCCACCACGGCCGGGCACCUACAGGAGCAGCUGGACGAGCUGAGGUCUCUGCUGGGCACCACGGGGCCGGACGCUCCCCCCGACGGCAGCCCCGGUGGCGUGGAGCCGGUGCCGGCCGAGUGCCCCGUCUGCAGCACCGACGUCGGGGCGCAGCUCGGGCAGCUGCUGCGGCGCUACGAGCAGCUCCAGGAGCUGGUGGACUCCGUCCUGGCACGGCAGGCCAUGGGCAAGGCCACCCGGCAGCUCCCCGGGAGGAGAUGGGAGGAUGAGGAGCUGCUGAAGGGCAUCCAGGCUGCCAUCCUGCAAGUGCAGGGGGACUGCGAGAAGCUGGGCUCGGUCACGGGGAACCUGGUGGACGACCAUCAGCAGAAGCAGAAGGACAUCGAGGCUCUGUUCCAGUCCCUGGAGAGGCUGCAGAAGGAGAAGGCGGACAAGGAGGAGCUGGUGCUGGAAAUCGAAGUGAAGGCAGACAGAGCCGCCCUGGCCGGCAAGGUGAGCUGCGCCCAGUUUGACGCCGCCGUGGAGCAGCUGAGUAAGAUGAUCGAGGACACCCUGAGCAAGGUGACGGGGCAGGAGCAGGGCUGGCACCGCGUCCAGCAGAAACUCGUGGAGGAGCUGGGCUCCAAGCUGGACCGCCUGGAGCUGGCACCGCUGCGGCAGCAGCUGGAGGAGCGCUGCAGGAGCAUCCUGGGGCAGCUCCAGGAGCGGGCACCGCAGGCAGAGGCCGACGAUGCCGCCGGGAUUAGGAAGCAGCUCCUGGCCCAUUUCCACUGCGUGUCCUGCGACCGGCCCCUGCGCAUGGUGGUGCCCGGCCCGCACAUCGUGACCGUCCCACCCAUGCCACCGCUGCUCCCCCGCCUCUCCGUGCGCCCCCACGCCAUCUUCGAGCCGCAGCAACUACGGCAGCUCGGCCGCAGGGAAUGCGGGGCCGGGUGCGGGUACCUGCGGGUGCCUCGGCGCUGCGGGGGGCAGCACACCCGGCCCCCCCCCGCAGCAGAGGCGCAGCCCCCAGCUCCAGCACCUCCCACCCUGCACCCCCGGACACCCCCGGCCCCACAGCGGGCCCCCCAUGAAGCAGGACGAGGUGGAGCUGCUGGGUCAGGACGGGCACAUCUACAAGGGCCGGCGGGACCUGCGGCUGCCUGCGCUGGUGGGGAAGGACGGCACCCCCAGACCCCAGGAGUCACCCCACGGCCGCGUCCCCCAAGGACCGGGGCUCCCCUCGCCCCCGUGGGCGCCGCGGGAUGGGAGAGAGACCCCAAGAGCGGAGAGGGGCCGGGGGGGCUCGGCUGGGAGCCCCCCCUGGGCACCACACGGGGGGGUCGGGCAGGAGCAAUAAAGGGCGGUGGAUGGGCAGCUAGGAGCGAGGUUGGUUUGGCCGUCACGUCCCUGCUGCGGGAUCACGGGGGGCUCGUUCCCUGCUGCGGGGCUGCCUCCAUCCCCGCGGCCCUAUAUCCGUGCCCCUCCACGUCCUUACAUCCCAAAUCCUUCCAUCCUUUCCACCCUACAUCCUACAGCCCUUUGUCCUCGCAUCCCUACAUCCUCACCUCCUUAAAUCCUUAAAUCCACCCAUCCCCACCUCCUCACAUCCUUAUAUCCUACAUCCUUUCCUCCCUACACCCUUCCAUCCCUAUUUCCCUACACCCCAACCCACACCCCCAGCCCCCCCUACACGCGCCCCCAUCACCUCUGGCUGCGUUUUUCUGCUUGGGGUGGCACCCCCCCGGCCAUCCCAGGUUAUGGGAAUGCCACCAAAAUCCCCAAAUCCUUUGUGCAGAGAGGGGCCAGACCCCACAGCAGCCACGUGGGGUUUCUUUACCCACGGGGUGUUUUAUGGGGCCGGGUUUAUUGCUGCGGUGCUGGUGGUUCUCCACCUCGAGGUGCUGGCUCGGGGGGGUGCUUUGGGUCCCCCUCUUUUAGGGUCACCUCUCCCGUGCCCAGAAACCACGAGGGGAUCCCCUGUGUUACCCUGGGUGUCCCCUCCUCCUUUGGCCCCACAGCAGCCCCCCUCUUGGUGCGUUGUCCCAAUGGGUUUGGUCUUUAGGGGGGGGGAAAUAGGGGCUAAAAUCCUGCUUUUGGGGGGGGUCCCCACGGGCAGAGCACCCCAGGGCCCUACCCCAGUGGGUCUGGGGUCCCCCGGUGCCACCUCUGGGGCCAAAAUGGGGAAAAAACAGAGAAAAGCAGUGAUGAAAAGGGCAGCCCUGACCCUAAUCCCGUUUGUGGGAUGAGGCCCAGCUGCGCCUCCCAGUUCCCCCAUAAACCCCAGCACCUGGGGGGGGCCCUCCUUUAGCCAUGGGUGCUGCCGGCUCUGGAGCGGGUGAGUGGCCCCAGUGGGGGCUUUUUUGUUUUUUUUUUCCCCUUUUUUUGUCUUUAGGGUCCCCAUCCCAGCUGGUGCGUCCCUAUAGGAUCAGGGCUGCGUGCCCCAGCCCUUGCUGGUGUCCCCCAGGGGGUCCCCAAAGAGCCCUUGGGGUGCUGGCAGGGGUCUGGCUGUGUCUGCGAGAGGGGAUGUUUGGGAAACCCCAUCCUGAGAGUGGGAUUUGCCUAAAAACCCUGGGAACAGCAGGAAAACCCAGCGGUGCCAGCCCCGAUCCCCAGCUUUUGGGGACAGCGGUCACAGGGACACGUGCUGGCUCCUGAUGGCAGCGAUCCCGAUCCCACGGUGCCUGGUGGGGCUGGGAGACCCCCCCGGGAGAUCCCCCAGGAACCAGACCCUACAGGGACAGGAUCCCCCAGAGAUCAGAUCCGAUAGGGACCAGCCCCCAUGGGUGUCCCCAAGUCCCCCCUGGGUGUCCCCAAAUCCCCAAGGUCACCCCCUCGUAGCACAGAGAGAGGUCGGGGACAGCUGCUGUUAAAAAACUGAUUUUUUUUUUUUAUUAUUUUUAAAUUAAUAAAAAACCUUCAACCUGUUUUCCUUUUUUUUUUUUCUUUUUGUCUUUUUUUUUCUUUUUUUAAGCAAGAUUCGAUUUGAAAACUAAAAAAAAAAACAAAAAAACAAAACCAAACCCACCAACGCCCCUCUGCAGCUCCCCCCCCCCAAAAAAAACCCUGAAGGAGUCACAGGGAUCGGGGUGGGGUGGGGGGGCAUCACCCUAUUAAAUCACAGCCCCCCCUUC